ACAACAACUCAUGGAACAUUACCAGUCAUUAGUUCUUGCAUACUGUUCUAGUGAUUAUUUUGCCUGCUACUUUCACCGCCUACUUUUAUACAACUCGUAUCUAAAAAUGCGGUUUGAUUUCUUCAAUCUAGAUGUCGGCACGCCACGGACAGCCACGGUUGGUUUCUGGUUUACAGCAAGCUCCGCCCUAAUAUUGACGGUCAAGUGCUAACUUUAAGUCUGUUUAUGGUUUAUUGUAUUUACUGUGUGCGAUAUAUGAAAACGGUCAUUAUUAUUGCUCUAUAAAGUGUGCCAUCCUGUGAAAAGCCUCUGACAGAAAUUAAGCUGGGAAUUGCUUGAAUUUGGAGGACAAGUUUAAUUAUGCUUUUCACAAAACUGGCUAACAGAGUGGGAAGGCUGUCCCGGGUGACAGCAUGGCAAAAAUUAUUGAUCCCGCUGAGUCAGCACGAAUUCCCACACCAUUACAGUACCUCUUUGGCACGAAAAAAGAGUACAUCUUUCAGCUACAUCAUUGUAGGUGGGGGCUCUGCUGGGUGUGUGCUGGCCAACCGGCUCUCUGAAAAUGCAGAUAAUUCUGUGCUCCUCCUGGAAGCUGGGCCCAAGGACUUGGUUCUUAACAGCACUCGCCUGUCCUGGAAGAUCCACAUGCCCGCGGCACUGGUGUACAACCUGUGUGAUGACCGUUACAACUGGUUCUAUCACACCAGGCCCCAGAAGCACAUGGAUGGACGGGUGAUGUACUGGCCCCGUGGCCGGGUUUGGGGUGGGUCAUCUUCCCUUAAUGCCAUGGUCUACAUCCGAGGCCACGCCGAGGAUUACAAUCGCUGGCAGCGAGAGGGAGCUGUUGGCUGGGACUAUGAGCACUGCCUCCCUUACUUCAGGAAGGCCCAGACGCAUGAACUGGGAGCAAACCAGUACCGAGGAGGAAACGGUCCACUCCACGUUUCGCGUGGGAAGACGAACCACCCACUGCACCGUGCUUUCAUUGAGGCUGGCGAGCAGGCCGGGUACCCCUUCACUGAUGACAUGAAUGGCUAUCAGCAGGAGGGACUGGGAUGGAUGGACAUGACAGUCUAUAAAGGUAAGAGAUGGAGCACCGCCAGUGCCUACCUACGCCCCGCUUUGUCCAGGGCCAACCUGAAGACAGAGGUCAGGUCUCUGACCACAAAGGUCAUUUUUGAAGGAACCAAAGCUGUGGGUGUUGAAUACGUGCAGAAUGGAGAAAGGAAGAAGGUCUAUGCAGACAAAGAGGUCAUUCUGAGUGGAGGCGCUAUCAACUCCCCUCAGCUCCUCAUGCUUUCUGGGGUCGGUAACGGGGACGACCUCAAAAAACUGGACAUUCCAGUGGUCUCACAUCUCCCAGGAGUUGGCAGUAAUCUCCAGGACCACCUGGAGCUGUACGUGCAGCAGGAGUGCAUUCAGCCCAUCACUCUCUACAAGGCCCAGCAGCCCUUCCACAUGAUCAAGAUUGGCCUGGAAUGGCUACUUAAAUACACAGGAUACGGUGCCACAGCACACUUGGAGAGUGGAGGUUUUAUUAGGAGUCGCCCGGGUGUCACUCACCCAGACAUCCAGUUUCACUUUCUUCCCUCCCAAGUCAUAGACCAUGGCCGGGUCAACCCCAAAUUAGAAGCCUACCAAGUUCACGUUGGCCCAAUGCGAAGCACCAGUACUGGAUGGUUAAAACUCCAGAGCACUAAUCCCCUGGAACAUCCAAUCAUUGAGCCCAAUUACAUGUCCACAGAUCUGGAUGUCUGGGAGUUCAGAGAGUCUGUGAAGCUCUCCAGGGAGAUUUUUGCCCAGCAUGCCUUUGACACGUUUCGUGGACGGGAGGUACAGCCUGGGAGUCAGAUCCAAUCAGACAAAGAGAUAGACGCCUUUGUGAGGCAGAAGGCUGACAGCGCGUACCACCCGUCGUGCACAUGUAAGAUGGGCCAGCCCUCAGACCCUAUGGCCGUGGUGGACCCAGACACACGGGUUCUAGGGGUGGAGAACCUGCGUGUGGUGGAUGCCUCCAUCAUGCCCAGUGUGGUGAGCGGCAACCUCAAUGCCCCCACCAUCAUGAUAGCGGAGAAAGCUGCUGACAUCAUUAAGGGUCUACCACCGCUGCGGGACCAUAAUGUCCCAGUGUACCAACCCCCCACUCUGGAGACCCAGCGGUGAGUUCCCACCCUGCUUAUGACUCGAUCCUGGUGAUCUCCAACCCUACAGACCAGCCUCUGACCCCACAGAAAUAACAAGACCACCUGUCUUGAAAAUUCAGGGUUGUCAUUCUGGGAACAUCAAAAACAUAAAAUGGUAUCUGUAAAAAAUUUUUCAUAUGAUCUUGAAUGAUGCAUUUUUUAAAUUAACAAAACAACCCCAUUUCUUUGAUUACUGUUAUUUGGUAUGCCUUCUGAAUUCUUGUAGAAAUAUGUUGAAAUGUAAAGUACUUAGCUACUACUAUUUCAUUUUACAUGACUAGAUUUUUGUAUAACAAGUUAAAGUAAUUGAUAAGAUUUAUGUUACUUUUUUAAGUACAUUUAACUUUUGAUUUGAUGUCUGUGAUGUCUGUAAUGUAAAUCCUUAAGGAUUCAUGAUUGUCUUAAUGAAAAAAAGUUUUACAAUUAAGCACUUUAAGUUUCUCCAAGAUUUAUAAAUAUUAGUAUUGUAGAAAAGAUAAAAUAAUCUCAGUUUUAUGCAUACUGUUCAUGUUUAUGAUGCAGAAAAGUCUAUCAAACACUAAAGUAGUCACAGCAUGUGUAUGUGUGUGUCAGUUAUUUACAGAACAUUCAAUAUUUCAAUGUUUUUACAGUCCCUUGCAAAAAUUAUCCAUCAUUCUGAUUUUUUAACGAUGCAGGGAUUACAAGCACCUUUUUUGAACAGUACCUUCCAACUUUUGGGUAUGCAAAGCAUUCUUAUGAACUAUAUGCACCAAGUUGAAUUUGAGAUUCAUAGUGUUACUUUAUUUAGUAGUAAUCAUUAGAAAAUAAGUUGGAAGUAUUCCAUUCUGAUUCCAGGCCAAAAUUAAAGGAAAAAGCAAACAUACAAAAAAUGUUCUCAUUGUUAUAAAAUCUAGUGGGUACUAAGUGAUUUGGUAUGAAAAGAAAUGGUGUUUACUGAAUAAAAACCUUACAGGAUAUACAAAGGAUUUUCAAGUAGAAUUACCACAGGUUUUUAGCUUCAUAUUUUAUACAUAUUUUACAUUUCUGUCCAUAUAUCUCAAUUCAUAUUUAAUAACAGUAAUAACAAAUAAUAUAUCUGUGAUGAAAAAUGACUGAUUGGGUGUUUCUUUGUAAACUCUUAUAUAGUUUGCAAUUAUAUUUUUAUUUUUUAACCCACAACAAUGGUUGUAAUACAGGAAUAAAGGCCAGUUGUCCUUGUA
Molecule: messenger RNA, 3364 nt
Organism: Anguilla rostrata (American eel)
Lineage: Eukaryota; Metazoa; Chordata; Actinopteri; Anguilliformes; Anguillidae
Gene: chdh
Product: choline dehydrogenase
Exons: 8
Coding region: 361-2163 (600 amino acids)
Cellular component (GO): mitochondrial inner membrane
Molecular function (GO): flavin adenine dinucleotide binding; choline dehydrogenase activity
Source: RefSeq, a predicted model, not a curated record